AAGCAGAACCACCAUCAUCACCACCAUGAAGGUUCUGAUCAUCUUUGCACUACUUUGUGUCACACUCUCUGCUAGGGCAGCAGCAGUUCCUGUGGAGAGCGAUGCUGUGGCGGUAGAAGAGCCAAAAAGUGCCCCAGAGGAGGCUGUUGAGGUUGAGGCUCCUGCAGCAGAGGAGAAGCUGAGUGACGCCGCAGGUGUCUUUUCAGAAGAUGAGAAUGAGGCAGUUGAGGUGGCUGCAGCAGCACCUAACGAUAAAGCGGCUCGCAGGUUCUGCCCUGACGGAUGGUUCAGCUACCAGUCCAAGUGUUACAUGUUUGUGAACACUCCUCGGUCCUGGUUCGGAGCCGAGGAACAUUGCAAUGAACUGGGCGCCAGCCUGGCCUCCGCCAGCUCCUCCCCUGAGUAUCGUUACCUGCAACAGAUAACCAGAACAGCCAACAGAGCCACUGCCUGGAUCGGUGGAUUCUACCUCCAGGGAACUUGGAUGUGGAUCGACCGCUCAGGAAUGUAUUACACCAACUGGUACAGCCAGAGCACCGCAACCAGCAACUCCUGCAUGUACCUGCAAUCUGCUGUGGGCCAGGGCUGGAGGAACCUCGGAUGUGGCACACAAUACCCAUUCAUCUGCGUCCACAACUAUCGCUGUUAGUCAACAUUACGAAGA
Molecule: messenger RNA, 664 nt
Organism: Salvelinus fontinalis (brook trout)
Lineage: Eukaryota; Metazoa; Chordata; Actinopteri; Salmoniformes; Salmonidae
Product: ladderlectin-like
Exons: 8
Coding region: 26-649 (207 amino acids)
Molecular function (GO): signaling receptor activity
Source: RefSeq, a predicted model, not a curated record